This is a messenger RNA of Girardinichthys multiradiatus, 3377 nucleotides long. RefSeq lists its product as uncharacterized. The transcript is spliced from 5 exons. The coding region runs from base 1279 to 2010 and encodes 243 amino acids. The record is from RefSeq and is a predicted model, not a curated record. NCBI's taxonomy places the organism in Eukaryota, Metazoa, Chordata, Actinopteri, Cyprinodontiformes, Goodeidae.
UAAACGUACACAUAGUUGUAUUAAACAUCAUGAACUACACCAGAACAGGAUGAAUUGAUGGCGAUGUUCACAGUAUCUGCAGCUAGUUGAAAUGGUUUGCUGAUUGUGCAAAACAAAAAGAUCUGAGAGUGUAUCUGAGAUAGCAUCAGAUGCUGAGACCACGUGACCUUAAUUUCUCUGCUUUACGAGAAGCCGACACUCAGAGGUUUUCAAAGAGGGCAAAUAGACAACUGCGACCUCCCAACUACAUUAUUGCUAUUAUUUCUAUAACAAUUUUUUGUUGUCGCUAUACUUAAUAUUCCUUUUAUACUUAAAUGUUGAAUGCCUGAGUUUUUUUAAAUAAAGAUUAAAACCCCAUCAGUUUAGAGUUUCUUUUGACUGCUAAACUUAAUUAAUUUCAAUCUGUUGUCCAACUUUUCUUUCUGGCGUCUUGGGGGGGGGACACCACCAACACUGUUUACAGUGGGGAGGGUUUGCUGUUGACCUCAACUCGAAAUGUUGGGGGUCGGUGGGCAGAGUACUUCGAAGACCUCCUCAAUCCACGUUUUUCACGAAUGCAGAAAGUUAAUUGUGUGCCAAAAAGACAUGGCUCUCUUUGCUCUGCAGAGAGGUGUUCAGUGGGAUUAUUCAGUCAAAGAUGUCUGAAAGAUAUGCCAACAUUGCAGCCCAGAGGAUGGAGAAGAGACGAGCAUUCCUGGCACGUGAUUUAAUUGCUUUUAAUUUACUGCCUCAAUGUUGAGGGGUUUACCCACUUUAGUUAUGCAUAAAGCCACAUGAUAUGAUGCUUUAGAUGUCUUGUCAUUUACAAUGGUAACAGUAUGAACUACUUUCUGCUGUGAGCCCAGAUCAUUUAGCCUCCUUUUGCUUGGCCCAGACUCUGUCUCUUCACCCACCACCGGUUUAGGUACAAAAAAUCAAUCUAUUUUGUUUCUGACAGGCUAGCUGAAGUUGGCUAAAUGCCUGCAGUUACUUUUUCAAGUUUAUUUUUUCCGUCUGUCGUACCCCCCCUGAAAAACUCUGAAGGUCCACACUUUGAAAUGUCCUGGUCUAGCUGGAUGUCCUUAUUAAAGGAUUAAUAAGAUAAACAAACACAAGGACGCUGUCAGAUAGAAGGGGAGGUUGUUCUUCUCCUGGCACCUCAGGUGAAACACAAAGAUCCAUUAGGCCCAGUUUGCAAAAGAUUUUGGGAAAAAGAAAGCUUUUGAGUUCUUAGGUGUCUAAGAUUAAGUGGGAGAGCCCUGUCAGUAUCUAGAAGCAAAUUUUCUCUUUAUUUUACAAAUGACUGCUUAUCAGCUUUCUUAUCUGAAAGUUGUUUCCUUAAACUUAUUUUAUCCACUUCCUUUUCUUAGCACUUCCUCUUCAUCUACAUUUAUAACAGACAAUAAGGUUUCUCUCUGUCUGAUAGCCACCAUGUUCAGCCUAAAGCAAGCAGCUCUGCUCGUCAUUCAUCUGUUAAAAAUCCAGAAUGUCUUUCAAGUAUCAGCGACUGAAAUACAUCGGAAUAUGUUGGUGUCCAGCGGUGACCCGGUCACGUUCACUUGCAACAUAUCUGAGAAUUCCACAGUGCUAAUCCAUUGGACCAGCGGCAGAUAUUAUUUUACAUAUUCCCGCUCGCUAAAUCAGACAAAAUCAAAUUUCUCUUCUGAAAGAGUGAAAAUAGACUCCAACAUACCUUCCAAGCUCUGCAUCUUUAGAGCUCAACGUGAUGAUGCAGGACUUUAUACAUGUACUAUAACUGAUGGAGGAGGAUAUCACAAAAUCACAUGGGAUUUAACUGUAUCUAAGCAAGAAGGUACUCGUUUCUUAAAGUAUGUUUGGUUCAUUCUAUCACCUGCCAUUGGAUUGCUUUUAUGUUGCAUCACAUCGGCUUUCUGCCUCUGCAGGAGAAAAAAUGCGACUGGAAACCAAGAUCUGGACCUGAACAACAGCAGAAUCUUGAGUUGUGUCGUGUAUAACGUUCAGCUUGAAGAAAAGGCAGUUCCUUCACAGAUUAAAAUGACUGCAAUGUAGAGGAAAACUGACAAACUGGACUUAGACGCAUAUCGAUCACCAGAUCAGAACAACGUGAUAUAUGUUGUUUUGCAUUGCACACAAUGCUAAGCCCAUCUUUAUUUCUGUGUGAAGUUCUUGCAAAGAGUUUGUUUUUGUCGUCUUGCCUGCCUUUCUCCAGCAUGCUCAGCAUCAGUCAUUGCGACGUGUCAAACUCUAGUCCUUGGGGGCCGUUGUCCUGCAAGUAUUGGAUGUAUCACUGAUCCAGUGCACCUGAAUCAAAUAUAUACAUUACCUCUUCAAAUUGCAAUCAAGUUCUACUCAGUCCUGCUAAUCACCUGAAUCAUUUGAUUCAGAUGUUUUGCAGCAGAUAUGCAUCUAAAGGUUGCAGGACACUGGCGCUGAAGUUUUUAAUCCCUGAGUCAGGGGUUUUCUUCAAGCGUGUAACCUGGCUCCAAAUCCAAAGUGAGAAGACUUGGGAAAACCCAAAAGCCACUACCUGGAGAGGUCAGUGGCUAUCUCUACCGCCAAGAGAGGUUCUGAUGCAGAACUAUAGAGCAGGAAUUUAUCAAUCAGAGGAAGAACUAGUUUUAAAAGUGUAAUGUAUCUUUAUGUUCCACUGUGUAACAUUUUCUCUGUUCUGGUCUAUAAAACCGUCAGUACAAUUUCUACAAAUGUUGUUCAUAACUGAAAUAAAAUAAUCUGACUUUUGACUUUAUCUGAGCGCCAACCUAAAAUCAGUAAAUUUCAGUUUAAAUUAGUUUUAGUAUUUGUCCAGCAGAGGGCAUGUGUGAGUUUCCAGGAUAAUUCUGAUAAGGCACAAUCAAUUAAAAGAGCAAUUCACUUAUUUUAAAAAGCAGUUCAAAAUUGGGUUUGUGGGGCUAUAAUAGGAAGGCAGUACCCUAUAUAUUUGGUGUGGAAAAUAAACUUGAUGAAUAUUAUAUGAAAUUAGACUGGACUGAGGCUCUGUGGAGAUCCAGUUAGUUGUUAGCACAACAGUUGUGGGAAAGAUGGGAAUUUUGAGUUUGUUUUUUAUUUCCUAAAGCUUCAAAACUCUCUAUCUACUGGUAUAAUAUAAUCUAAUUCACUGAGCAGUAAAAAAACAAUAAACAAGCAGAGCAGUUUUUUUUUUUUGACUCAAAAUUAUGCGCCAUUUUGUUUUCUUUUUGACUCUUCUUAUUUGUGUAAAACACUUGUAAAUGUAUUAUUUUUAGAGUUUCAUUAAUAACCUUUGUACAUUCUUUUAAAGCAGUAUAAUUUAAUUCCAUUAUGUUAUUUAAAGGAACAUUUCUUUUGUUCAUCUUUCCAUUUGCUUUUGCUAACACAAUUUGGUCUGUAUUUGUAUGUAUAAAAAGUGAAAUUAAAUAAACAUGUACACUUACAUCUGA